Cyphellophora attinorum is the source of this 1992-nucleotide messenger RNA. RefSeq lists its product as uncharacterized. The coding region runs from base 1 to 1992 and encodes 663 amino acids. The transcript has a single exon. The record is from RefSeq and is a predicted model, not a curated record. Lineage: Eukaryota; Fungi; Ascomycota; Eurotiomycetes; Chaetothyriales; Cyphellophoraceae.
AUGGCAAUACACCAACAUAGACGGCGGCAGGAUGUAGGCAGCCGAAUCGACAAUCCAGACAUUACUGGCAGUAUCCCAAGGCCCUCCUUAGACACCUCGAUUGAUGGCGACAUCGUCACUGCAUCGGCCGUCGAGACCUUCACCACAGCCACUGGCGUCUUUGCGAUCACUUCUACGGUAAAUGGCCAACCUACGACGAUACUCUCGACGGGCGAAAUUCCUAUUACCGAUGGCGCGCAAUACACCUCAAUUCUAUCCUCAGAGUCUGCUUCACGAGCUGCCGCGAACGCAUCAAAGACCGCAGCCACGUCCUCGAGCCCGUCCGAGUCCUCCUCUGGGGGUGGUGCCAACCUUGGAACAUUGAUACCCGCGAUCGUUGUGCCGGUGGUAGUCGUCCUACUCGCUUCCUUCGGCGGCUUCUGGUUCUGGAUGAGGAGGCGGCAUCGCAAAGAGCUACAAAAUACAGACUUCGCCAUGGCCGGCAAAGGCGAAAAGCUAAACAGCAGGUCAAACAGCAGCAGAUCUGGACCUCCAACAGCGACAGCAGCCGAAAAGGCCACGGCUGAUGUGAAGGUCACAGAACUGUCGCUGCCUCAGACUAUGGCCGACUCAGGACCGCGAGACUCGUACGAAGCUAUUGGUAUGGCUCGUGCUGACGACUACGACCGACGACAGAACGAUCCUCGGACAAGAAGUCCAAAUAUGCCAUUCAGUGGCACGGGAGACCAUGGCCAGCAGAAUUUCAGCGGACCUCGACCCAACACCGCCAAGAACCGACCACCGCCUUCGAGAGGGGAGCACCAGAGUCGGAACAGGAGCAACAGCUCGCCUGGCAAUCGUGGCCCUCCGCCUUCUGGCUACAGAGGUCCACGUGGCCCGCCGCCGCCACAAGAUAUUGGUCCUAGUCCAAUAAUGCGUAAUCACGCAUCGCCUUCCAUGGGCUCUGGACCGAUGCGAGGUCCACCACCUCACUCCCAGCCUCGAGCGGCCCCUACUCCUCCAGGGCCGGGAAAGAUGAGAGCACCUUCACCGACGAUGGGGAUCAACAGGUCUAAUGCUCCACCAGCACUCUCUCAACCACCACCCGGUGCCUUCAAUGGCGCCUCACCAAUAUCACAAUACUCUCCUAUUGUGAAAGACACACCCAACAUCGGCGCGGUGGCCACGUUCGGCGGCAGUCCACCAAAGAUCUCCCACUCGCGAGACGGUAGUAACAAGCCACCGCCCAUCAAUACGUCCGCUCUUGACCCACAAGCCGCCGGUCUCGGCUUAGCAGCUGUCGCUCUCACAAAAGACAAGUCGCGCUCCCCUUCACCACGAUCGCCAGAAGAGUCCUUCCUGACCGAAGAGAAUAUGCGAAUCGCGCGUCUCGCCAAUUCCAGCAGACUCGGCUUCAACACCUCGAAACCUACAUCACCAGGCCCCAACAAUCUGACCCAUUCACAACCACAACAAGCAACGACCACAACCCGCGACUUCUCGAAACCACUCGGAUUCAAGAAGUCCGGUCAAGACUCACCACGAGGAGGCAUGAGCUCGCCCCUCAUGCCCCUCAACACCGCCCACUCCGCCCCAGGCCAAUCUCCCGCCGCGACCUCGACCACCAACCCCUCACCCAAACUCCCGCCUCCAGCCACAUACUCCCAACUCAUCCCCUCCGACUCACCCCGCGACGAGAAGAAGCCUCAGUGGAACUACUUCGGCAACCUCCCGUCGAACAUAAACUCCAAUACCGACUCGCCGACCAGCUCAGUAUACUCUGGCUUGCCGCACACACGUCCGCUACCGGCGAGUCGGAACGGCCCAAUCAGCCGGUCCGACGAUAGAGACGACGAUCAGAAGAGCGAGAUCUCGGAUCUGGCGGAAUACGAGGACAUUGACGCCAAGUCCGACGUUAGCAGUCUGAACGAGUUCGAGCGAUUCGACUUUGAUAGUCAGAGAGGGUCAAGGGGGAGUGAUAGUGUUGGUGGGGUAGGCUCGAGGUUGCGUUGA